Tauraco erythrolophus (red-crested turaco) is the source of this 600-nucleotide messenger RNA. RefSeq names its product lysozyme g. Lineage: Eukaryota; Metazoa; Chordata; Aves; Musophagiformes; Musophagidae. The record is from RefSeq and is a predicted model, not a curated record. Gene Ontology annotation, biological process: defense response to Gram-positive bacterium; peptidoglycan catabolic process. Gene Ontology annotation, molecular function: lysozyme activity. Gene Ontology annotation, cellular component: extracellular region.
AUGUACCCGAUGCUUGUGCUGCUGGGCCUCGCAGCCCUCCUGGGUGCCUCCCAGGGACGCACGGAUUGCUACGGCAGUGUAAAUGGAAUUACAACCUCUGGGGCUUCGUGCACAACUGCAAAGUCAGAGGGUUUAUCCUACUGCGGAGUUAGUGCUUCAGAAAAGAUUGCUGAACAAGACCUGGAAGCUAUGGACAAAUAUAAAACACUCAUUAAUACAGUUGGUGAAAAAUUGUGCAUUGAACCAGCCCUGAUCGCUGGCAUCAUCUCGCGGGAAUCUCAUGCCGGCAAAGAACUGAAGAAUGGCUGGGGUGACAACGGAAAUAAAUUUGGUUUAAUGCAGAUUGACAAAAACUCAUAUAAACCUGAGGGACAAUGGGACAGCGAAACCCAUCUUACCCAGGGUACAGACAUACUUAUCUCCAUGAUAAAGGAAAUACAGAAGAAGUUCCCAAGCUGGACAGAGGAUCAACAGCUGAAAGGUGGGAUUGCUGCCUACAACGAUGGUGUUAAGAAUGUCCAAAGCUAUGACAAAAUGGACAGUGACUUCUCCGAUGACGUGAUUGCACGAGCCCAGUAUUACAAGAAACACGGAUACUAG